Messenger RNA from Dothidotthia symphoricarpi CBS 119687, 1386 nucleotides. RefSeq names its product CaaX prenyl protease-like protein. The record is from RefSeq and is a predicted model, not a curated record. The coding region runs from base 1 to 1386 and encodes 461 amino acids. Gene Ontology annotation, biological process: CAAX-box protein processing. Gene Ontology annotation, cellular component: endoplasmic reticulum membrane. Lineage: Eukaryota; Fungi; Ascomycota; Dothideomycetes; Pleosporales; Dothidotthiaceae. The transcript has 4 exons. Gene Ontology annotation, molecular function: metalloendopeptidase activity.
AUGAUCCAGGCACUUCUCCAGCGCCUGGCCCGCUGGCUAGACCGGCCGUUAUUUCCAUGGAAGAAGCUUGUCGUUGGCUUCUCGCUCGCUGAAUUCGCACUUGAGAACUGGCUCCUCUUCCGCCAAUACCGCGUUCUCCAGCGCACCACGGUCCCCAAAGCACUCAACAAGGAAAUCGACUCGACUACAUUCGACAAGUCUCAGGCAUACGGUCGCGCAAAGGCAAAGUUCGGCUUCAUCUCCGGCGUCUUCAACCGCGUCAAGCACCUCGCAACUCUCUAUUUCAAUGUCUACCCCAUCGUCUGGGGUGUCGCCGGCUCGUUGGUCGCCAGCUAUGCGCCCGUCCGCUUCUCCGGCGAAAUCACCCAAUCGCUCCUGUUCAUGUAUCUGCUAGGAUGGAUCGACCUUGCGUUUGGCCUCCCGUUCUCAUACUACCACAGCUUCGUACUGGAGGAGAAAUUCGGCUUCAACAAGAUGACGGUCAAGCUGUGGCUUUCUGACAUGGUCAAGGGCCAGGCUCUCGCUCUUGCAUUCGGUAUCCCCAUCGGCAGCGGAUUCUUGGCCAUCAUCAAGAGGACGGGUCAGAACUUCUUCUACUACCUCUGGGUGUUCAUGCUGGUUGUGCAGAUCUCGGCCAUGACAAUCUACCCGAUUCUCAUCGUUCCCAUGUUCAACAAGCUUGAGCCGCUAAAGCCGGGCAAGCUCAAGGAAUCCGUCGAAGCGCUUGCGUCGAAACUCCAGUUCCCGCUUGCCGAGCUCCAGGUCAUCGACGGCAGCAAGCGCAGCGCUCACAGCAACGCAUACUUCACUGGACUACCCUGGAUUGGCAAGAAAAAGAUUGUCAUCUACGACACACUGCUGGAGAAGAGCACCGAGAAGGAAGUCGAGGCUGUUUUGGCACACGAGCUUGGUCACUGGAAGAUGAACCACACGUCACGACUCCUCUUCAUCAGCCAGGCGCAUCUAUUCUACAUUUUUGCACUAUUCUCCGUCUUCAUCAAGAACAGGUCGCUUUACGCCGACUUUGGCUUCAUCCGACAACGGCCUGAUAUCGUAGGCUUUGUCCUGUUCAACGAGAUUCUCUCGCCUACGGACUCCAUUAUCAAGCUGCUCAUGAACGUAUGGACCCGCAAGAUGGAGUAUGAAGCUGAUGCCUUCGCUGUGGAUCUUGGUUACACACGCGAGCUCGGAGCUUCGUUGAUCAAGCUCCAGAUCCAGAACCUUUCCAGCAUGGACGCCGACUGGUUCUACUCUAGCUUCCACCACUCGCAUCCCAUCUUGACGGAGCGCUUGAAGGCUAUGAGCUGGACGGGCGACAAGAAGAUUGUGGAGGAAAAGGCCGCGGAUGAGGAUAAGCCGAUCAAAGCUGGUGACCGGGAACUUUGA